Molecule: messenger RNA, 1523 nt
Organism: Guillardia theta CCMP2712
Lineage: Eukaryota; Cryptophyceae; Pyrenomonadales; Geminigeraceae
Gene: COPID
Product: coatomer subunit delta
Exons: 2
Coding region: 1-1518 (505 amino acids)
Biological process (GO): endoplasmic reticulum to Golgi vesicle-mediated transport; Golgi localization; retrograde vesicle-mediated transport, Golgi to endoplasmic reticulum
Cellular component (GO): cytosol; COPI vesicle coat
Source: RefSeq, a predicted model, not a curated record
AUGGUCGUCCUGUCCGCAUCCUUGACCUCCAAGACGGGCAAGCCGCUGGUUGCUCGCCAAUUCGUCGAAAUGAACAGAAUCCGUAUUGAAGGACUCCUUGCUGGGUUUUCGAAGCUCGUCGACACCAAAAACCAGCAUACAUAUGUGGAAACAGAGGUUGUGCGAUAUGUCUAUCAGCCUAUGGAAGAGCUUUAUCUAUUGCUCAUCACCAACAAGUCUAGUAAUAUCAUAGAGGAUCUGGAAACAUUGAGGUUGCUUGCAAAGCUGGUCCCGGAAUUUUGUCCAAGUCUUGACGAGGAGGGAGUGAAAGAGCACUGCUUCGAGCUGAUCCUCGCAUUCGAUGAAGUUCUGGCGAUGGGCCACCGUGAAACAAUUAACCUCCAGCAAGUGAAAACUGCCCUGGAAAUGGAGAGCCACGAGGAGAAGCUCCACAACAUGAUCAGGCAGAGCAAGAUCAAUGAGGCCAAGGAGGAGGCCAAGAAGAAGGCCGCGGCCAUUGACUCACAGAAGAAAGGCAAGAUGGGUGGAAUCUCAGGCAUGAGCAGCAGUGGAAUCGCCUCUGCCUUUGCGGACGACGAUCGCCGUCCCAUGUACGAUGCACAGGUCAUGUCCACCAACGAGCCUGUGCGCAAGACCGGGCCCCCGAAGGGAAAAGGAAUGCAGCUCGGCAGCAAGACGAAGCAGUCCAACGACGUGCUCAAGGCUCUUGAAGCUGAGGAUGAACUCAUGGGGAUGGUCUCGAAGGCUUCAGCUCCUUCUGCCCAAAGUGGCGGCAGGCAGGCCAGCGCUCCGUCUGCUCUGCAGAGCGUCACCCUCAAGAUCGAGGAGAAACUGCUCGUGCGCCUCACCCGUGACGGGACGUUGGAGAACUUGGAGGUUCGUGGAGAGCUCAAGAUGUGUGUCAACGAUCCGGAGGCUGCGUACACGAGGGUCCAGGUAACGCACAAGGCGUCUUCUGCAUUCCAGUUCAAGACUCACCCUAACAUCAACCGCGGACUGUGGACGGAAGAGAGCGUCCUCUCCCACCGAGACCAGGCCAAGAGCUUCCCUGUUGGGAACGAGCUGGGAGUGCUCAAGUGGCGGCUGCCGUCAGGAUCCGAGUCCAUGCUCCCCAUCUCCGUGAGCUGCUGGCCAUCUGCCGUUGGUAACAACGUGACUGUCAACCUCGAGUACGAAAGCGCCUCCCAUCUGGAAGUGUCAAACCUCAGGAUCGUCGUCCCCUGCCCCUCUCAAGCGACAAUAUCAGACGUGGCUGAAGGAGACGCGAGGUACUUGAGCAAGAACGGGACUGUCGAGUGGAGGGUGGAGCUGGUGGACGACUCGAAUCGGAGCGGCUCGCUCGAGUUUAGCGUCAACGACUGCGACCCUGAGUCGUUGUUCCCGAUCCAAGUCACUUUUGUCUGCAAGGGUAACUUGGCGGAGAUGUCCAUUGCAGGAGUGAGCGACGCGAGAUCGGGGAAGGCUCUCACGUUUUCAGGAGAUCCUCUGCUGGAGGUGGAAGAGUAUCAGAUCCAGUGAUUGAU